AUGCUUGAGGCUCAUCAAUAUUUUCGCUUAGGCGAACAUAAUUAUCAAAUACGUAAUUGGCAAUCGGCUCUUCAAUGUUAUCAAAAAGCAAUUAAUCAUUUUAAUGAUAUGAAAGAUGAAUUGAAAGACGAUAGUUUAAACUUGAAUAUCGAUGUACAAAUUAAUCAAUGUCAAAAAAAUAUUCAUAUAUGUCAAUUGAGAGAAAAAUGCGAACAAUUGGCAAAAGCAGAAAAACAUUUACUAAGAACACGUUCGGCAUCAGAAACUACCCAUUUAAAUCAUCUAAAUUCUUCAACAAAACCGAAAACAUCAGUAAUCAAUAAACAGUCAACAAUCGUACAUUACAGUCCAAUAUCAAAUACAUUAGAAAAUGUUAACCGUCGUACGGAUUCUGAUUCAUUUAUUCAUUAUUUAUUUGCUAAUAAUGAUCCACAAUCAGCAUUAAAAACGAGACAUAAACCUUUGGGUCAGAAGAAAAAAAAAGAUGAAAGUCAUAAAAUUGAAGAAUUACAAACAAAUAAUGAAGAAUUAAAAAAGAUAACUAAAUUGUUAAUUGAUGAUCUUGAAAGAUUAACACAAGAGAAUGAAUUGUUAAAAACCAAAGGAAAUACAGAUGUGAUUUUUGAAACAUCAUCACAAUCUUGUGAAUUAAUAAAUUCGGCAUUAAAUGAAGAACAAUAA
This is a messenger RNA of Didymodactylos carnosus, 681 nucleotides long. The record is from the annotation of a GenBank genome assembly. NCBI's taxonomy places the organism in Eukaryota, Metazoa, Rotifera, Eurotatoria, Philodinida, Philodinidae.